Messenger RNA from Salvia miltiorrhiza (redroot sage), 4025 nucleotides. Its product is annotated as pentatricopeptide repeat-containing protein At1g06140, mitochondrial-like. Lineage: Eukaryota; Viridiplantae; Streptophyta; Magnoliopsida; Lamiales; Lamiaceae. The coding region runs from base 99 to 2021 and encodes 640 amino acids. The record is from RefSeq and is a predicted model, not a curated record. The transcript has 4 exons. Gene Ontology annotation, biological process: RNA modification. Gene Ontology annotation, molecular function: RNA binding; protein binding.
UGAAUCAAUCGUUCCCGCCAAUAGAUGAUAAGCAGCAGCAACGAAGAAAAUACGUCUCUUCUCUGCUUAUCUCAGGCAACAAUUGAGCACCAAUUCAUAUGAUCAAUAUCCCUAUGAUCCCAGCGCUGAGGGGUUGCUUCAGAUCGACCCAGACCAGUUCACUCUUUCAUGCUACCGCCACAGAAAUUGAUCCCUCAAUCUCUCUCCUCAAACUGCUUGAACUCUCAAUCGAAACCCAAUCGCUGAAACUCACCUCUCAAUCCCACGCCAGAACUCAGCGCCUGGGCCUCACGCAGCAUUCCCUCAUCGCGCAGAAGCUCAUCUUCUCGUAUUGUCAAUUCAGACGCCCAUUUGAUGGGCAAUCGGUUUUCGACUCGCUCUUGUUCAAGAACACGCAUGUCUGCAACACUCUGCUUAGUGGUUAUGGGAAAAACAAGAUGUUUCGAGAAAGUUUGGAUGUUUUCAGGAAAAUGUGCGACAAUUCUGAUUUUGGCGUGGUGGAUGACUUCACCUUCUCUGUGAUGUUCAAGAUUGUUGGGGAAUUUGGGGAGAUUUUGCUUGGGAAAAUGGUUCAUGGGAUGAGCUUGAAGAGUGGGUUGGUGUUGGAUACUGUGGCGGGGAAUUCAUUGAUGUCUAUGUACGAGAAAUGUGGAUGUUUUGAUGAUUCCUUGAAAGUGUUCGACGAAAUGCCUCUGAAGAAUGUGUCUUCUUGGAAUGCGUUGAUAUCUGGUUAUGCGAAGGGAAGUUGGAAUAGCUCUGUCUGUAGAUUGGGACUAUGGGACAUCGUGAGAGAAAUGCAGAUGGAAGGCUUGAAAUUCGACGCAUUUACCGUCUCCACGCUCCUUUCAUCAUGUGGUGGCAACGGUGAUCACGGAAGGGAGCUGCAUUGUUACAUCGUUAGAAACGAGUUGGAUUCGAGUUCUGCGCCGGGUGGCGACGUUCAUCUUGGAUGCUGUUUGAUUGAUAUGUACUCAAAGAAUGGUAAAGUUGAUGUGGGAAGAAGAGUUUUUGAUAGAAUGAAGUGGAUGAAUGUGUAUGCUUGGACUGCAAUAAUCAAUGGCUAUGCACAUUGUGGGAGAUUUGAUGAUGCAUUGUUUCUUUUCCGCAAAAUGCAGUGUAGAGAUGAUGACGGGCCAAACAAGGUGUCUCUUGUUGCUAUUUUGCCCGCUUGUAGUUCCAUUGCUGGUUUGAUGGGAGGUAAGCAGAUUCAUGGCUUUGCAGUUAGGAGGGAGUUGAAUCGCGACCUCUCUCUCUGCAACGCUUUGAUCGAUAUGUAUUCCAAAUGUGGGAGUUUGAGUUAUGCAGCUCAAGUGUUCGAACAUGAAUGCACUCAAAAGGAUGCAAUUUCCUGGAGUUCAAUCAUCUGUGGGUGCGGAUUACACGGCCAAGGUCAGAACGCGGUCAUUUUGUUUGAUAAGAUGCUUCAAGAUGGAAUCAAACCCGACACAACAGUAGUUGUUGGAGUUCUUUCUGCGUGCUCAAAGUCAGGAUUGAUACGCGAUGGGCUAAGAAUAUACGAUUCUGUUGUUACCGAUUACAAGAUCAAGCCUACAGUCGAGAUCUGUGCUUGUAUGGUUGAUAUGUUUGGUAAAUCAGGGCAACUUGAUAAAGCACUGGAUUUCAUCAAGAACAUGCUUGUUGAACCGAGUCCUAGCAUUUGGGGUGCUCUUUUAAGUGCUUCUGCACUCCAUGGAAACUCUGAAAUGCAGGAACUGGCCUACAAGUCCCUCAUCAUGAUGGAACCGGACAACUCCUCGAAUUAUGUCUCACUUUCUAAUUUAUACGCAUCUUCAAAGAGGUGGGACGUCGUGGCUGAAGUUAGGCAGGUCAUGAGAAGAAGAGGGUUGAGAAAAGUUCCUGGAUGUAGCUGGAUCAGCAUGAACGGUGCAGCUCAUAGUUUCGUCGUUGCUGACAAGUCACAUCCUUGCUCGAUCUCAAUUUAUGCGAUGCUAGAUGAACUAGUUUCAACAAUGAAGCUAACUUAUUAUAAUUUUGAUUUUGUGCAUUUGAUGGAGAUAUAGCUUGGAUGAUGCUGACUCUUAUGCGAAAAGCUGAUAUGCAUCGGAAAAUUUUCAGGAAGAUGUUACAAUGAUCAAAGAAAUAUACAGAAAUAUGGAUACACGAACGAUAUUGUCGCUUGUACGCAUCAGAGUCUUGAAGCAAUCGCAUCUUUACCAUGAGAUUUACAGGAUGUAGUUAUUGUAAACAGAUUUGUCUGCACAUAAGUGGACUUUUUUCUAGGAGAGAGAGGAUCAACAACAACAGAAUGAGAUAGUGAAAAUAUUGGUGUAUCCUUCCAGCCAACAAUGAGGGUGUUCCCAUUAAGGCCAAGUUUGCAAGAAUCGCGACAGUCGAACUUGUUAAGCACAGAAUUCGCAUGAUUGAGGGCUAGUUUGCUCAGCUCUGUCUCCUCCAUGCCAAACCUUGCAAAAGUCUCCCUCCAGAAAUUGAUGCCUACAAAUCUGAACUUCCUCUCCUCUUCCUCAGCUGCAACAAUGUGUCUUAUCGAAGGGCUAUAGAGUUUGGAUUCGACGUACGCUCUCGCUGCGAGAUCAUCCUUCAGACAAUACUGCAAGUAGUCAAAACCAGCGCCGAAGUAAAAGAGAGCUUCAACGAAGCGGUUGACAAAAACUGGAGAAUCAACAUUAGCUUCGACUUCAGUGAUGAUCAUCACGUGAGGGUCGAUGCUUCUGAUGACUGUCAUCAAGUUUUCAAGCUUUGGAAUCAUAAACCUCAAGGCGUGUGCUGCUUGAACGACGACUGUUUCUUCAGGAUCUAGGCGAAGCACACUCUGCUGAAGACUCAGGAUAUCCUCGAAGCUGAUCACGUGGAAAGAGAAGCUCAGAUUCAAGGACUUGGCCAAGUUUUCUAGUCGAGCACCUGCUUCCUCCUCGGUCAGAAGAUUCGACUGAGUUGCUACAGCAGUAAUCUUGAGAUGCUGAAGGGGACGUUCAGAGCUAGUAGCUAGAGCUUGCAUUAAGAUGGAGUGUCUUAGACCACCGUAGAGUCCAAAAUCGACAACAUGUACUUUUCUACGCGAUGAUAAGUGAUCUAGUACCGCUUGAACACCGGCAAACUGCAUAACCUGGUUGAAAUGUAAUUUUUCGAUGAAGGAAGCUGUGGCUGAGAUUGGAGGUAUGAGUUGUAGUGGCCUAGUAUUCACUGAUCCUCGUGUCUCAAUCUCGAUCUUGUCACGAAGAGAUUCAGCAAAGCAGUACACCAGACGUUGCAUCACAUUCGUCGAGCCAGAGCUCAGCUUGCUGAACUCCUUGAGGAGUUCACUUGCACAAGCAUAGCGGUGAUUGCACACUGCCCGAGCACACGACAGGAGAUCCUGCACGAGCCGAAUAUCUUCAGACUCGCCUCUGGAGAGGCUUGAAAAGGGGGUUUUAUCCUGAUGGAUGACAGCAGAGAGAUGGAAAUCAUUUCCAUUUUCAGAAUUGGAAUGGAUGAAGCUCCUCACGGCCAGCUCGAUCAGCUGACUAACCGACAGCAACGUUGGAGGGGAUGCCCGUUGGCUUUGUCUCUUUCCCUCAUCUCUCUCUAAUCCGCCAUCUGCUGCACCAGCUCUGCUUCUGUAGUGUCUCAGAAUCUCCAUGGCCGCGGAAGGAAAUGCAUACGGCCUCUUCUCUUCGUUUGGCUGCCAAUCUUGAGCCUUGUUGCUGGAAGGCGUCGCGAAAAAGCCAUCCCUACAAGCUUGAAAUGGUGGAGAAGCUUUGUCAAGAUACAGAUCAUCAAGAGCUCCAAAAUGAGCCAGGAUUUGUAGCUCUUCGUAAAAGAGCAGAUCAGACUCACAGAAGCUCUUGUCUUCUUGAAAGUAGUCGAGUUCACACUGGUAAGGAACGUCUUCCACUGAAUCUUGCAUAUAAUUUUCUCUCUCAAAAGCCUUGCUAGAACUAGACAUUUUUGUGACUUGAACAACUGUUUGAGAUAUUUGAAUUGUUUUUGAAAAUACACACAUCUCUUUUUAUAAGUAAGUUUACAGACUUCUCUUUCAAUUUAAAGACAACAAUAUGCUCCAAUUA